AUGGCGUGCCGGGCGCUCCGCGGGCUGCUCGCGCUGGCGGCGCCGGGGCGGGAGGAGGCGCAGGAGCAGCGCUGCACCGUGGAGCGGCGGGCCGGCCUCGCCCUCGCCGAGUUCGUGCAGCGCUACGCCUUCCUCCUGCCGGUCAUCCUGCAGGCCGCGGACGACUCGCGGUUCCGGGCCCUGUGCUCCCGAGACAGACUGCUGGCCGCCUUCGGGGACAACGCCAACACCUACUCCUACCGGAAAGUGGACCUGCCCUUGCAGGAGUACGUGGAGCGGCUGCUGCACCCCAGGACCCCCCCGGGUGCCGGGACCGCGCCUCUGCGUUCUCGGCCGGCAAACAACUUCACCGAGUGGGAAUCGCUGUUUCGGCACUACACCCCUCUGCUCGGAACUACUGCAUACAGCUUUGGAAUUGCAGGAGCUGGCUCCGGGGUGCCCUUCCACUGGCACGGGCCUGGGUUCUCUGAGGUGAUCUACGGCCGCAAGUGCUGGUUCCUCUACCCACCUGAGAAGACACCCGAGUUCCAUCCCAACAAGACCACCCUGGCCUGGCUGCGGGACACCUACCCGGCCCUGGCCCGGUCGGCACGGCCCCUGGAGUGCACGGUCCAGGCUGGUGAGGUGCUGUAUUUCCCUGGCCGCGGGUGGCAUGCCACGCUCAACCUCGACACCAGCGUCUUCAUCUCUACCUUUCUUGGCUAGCCGGGACAGAC
Molecule: messenger RNA, 716 nt
Organism: Dipodomys spectabilis (banner-tailed kangaroo rat)
Lineage: Eukaryota; Metazoa; Chordata; Mammalia; Rodentia; Heteromyidae
Gene: Jmjd8
Product: jumonji domain containing 8
Cellular component (GO): cytoplasm
Source: RefSeq, a predicted model, not a curated record